AUGCCGAGGAGGUUGGAUACUCCUGCUGAGAAGGGCCUUAUGGUGGUCUGUUGGAGUCGGCAUAAGCUGAAGAACUUCUUCUUCUUCCUCAUCCAAUCCGAGUAUGGAGAUCUCUAUAAGGUUACUCUUUCCCAUAAGGAAGGAGUCGUAUCGGAAAUACAGUGCAGUUACUUCGACUCGAUCCCAGUUGCCAUCUCGAUCUGUGUGCUCAAGACCGGCUUCCUCUUUGCCGCUUCGGAGUUCGGCAAUCACGCCCUUUAUCAGUUCGCCAGCUUGGGCGAUGUUACCCCGGCGUUGGUGACAUCGUCUCAUCCUAAUAGGGAGAAUGCGGUGGUGGCGUUCAAGCCGAGAACGUUGAAGAAUUUGACGCCUUUCGAUGAGCUCAGCAGUCUGGCCCCUAUCACGGAUAUGAAGGUCAUGGACUGCUUCAGCACGCAGACGCAAGUGCUGCAAGCUGACGGCAGUGGUAUGCAGCAGACGGUGACCACUGGGAUGUCCGUGGGGUGUCAAAUUUACGCCCUGUCGGGUCGGGGGCCACGUUCAGCGUUGAGGAUCCUGAGGCAUGGUCUGACCCUCGGGGAGGCGGGGGCCUCAGAACUGCCUGGCCAGCCUAAUGCACUGUUCACGAUUAAACCCUUUGGGGCUAGCUAUGCACCGGUGGCAGAGGGAGAGGUGGAGUCUGACCGCUACAUCGUCGUGUCGUUCGUGGACCAGACGCUGACCUUAUUGGUGACUUCUGAUAACAUUCAUGAGGUUACUGACUCGGGGUUUGCUAAGGAGCAGCCGACCCUCUUCGCGAUGAGGAUGCAGGAUAAGAGCGCUAUCCAG
Molecule: messenger RNA, 828 nt
Organism: Perkinsus marinus ATCC 50983
Lineage: Eukaryota; Perkinsozoa; Perkinsida; Perkinsidae
Product: spliceosomal protein sap, putative
Exons: 2
Biological process (GO): mRNA splicing, via spliceosome
Cellular component (GO): U2 snRNP; nucleus
Molecular function (GO): U2 snRNA binding; protein binding
Source: RefSeq, a predicted model, not a curated record